UUAAACACUAGCAAAAUGAUGAGCAAACUCAUAUUUCAAAACCUUCCUCAUAUAAUCUCCAUUUUAUUUAACUUUCUAUGGAAAAUCUUCGUCCUGAUCCGAGCGUUUAUAAGAAAUAAGCUCUCUACUUUAUCUGAGGUAAUGGAAUGGACUGCAUACACUUUACCCUUUUCAGAUCCCACUCUGUGGGAAUACACUGGGUAUAUUGUUGUUGUGGUAGUUAUUCUAUGGAAAAUCUUCUCCACAAUAAUCCCUAAGAUAACAAGUAAAUUUGUUACUACUAGAAACCAAAAAACAAAUAAAAUAUUACCUCCUGGUCCAAAACCAUGGCCUUUAGUUGGAAGCCUUCCUCAAAAGCUACUAAGUGAUAUGCAAGCAUUUGAAUGGAUACACAAACUUAUGGAGGAAAUGAACACUGAAAUCGCUUGCAUUCGUCUUGGCAAUGUCCAUGUCAUUCCUGUCACUUCUCCUGAGCUUGCUUGCCUCUUCUUGAAGGAGCAUGACUCGAUUUUCUCAUCGAGGCCUAUUUGCAUGUCUGCGAGUCUCGUUAGUAAUGGAUACUUGGCCUCAACAUUUGCCCCUAUGGGUGAUCAAUGGAUGAAAAUGAGAAGAGUACUUGCUUCACAUGUACUCUCACAAACAUCUCUUCAAUGGCUUCGUCCUAAAAGGGAUGAAGAAGCUGAUCACAUUCUUCGAUUCAUUUAUAAUCAGUGCAUUAACCAAAGUAGUACCCGUAUUAUUAACAUGAGGAAAUUGACAAGAUAUCAUUGUGCAAAUGUUAUUAAGAACAUGAUUUUUAGCAAGAGAUUGUUUGUAAACGAGGACGAGGACGAGAAGCAAGUUAAUGCACUUUUCAUACUUUUUGAAUAUUUCCAUUCUUUUGGUAUCUCUGAUUACUUACCAUGGUUAAGUGCUUUUGAUUUAGACGGCCACACGGCAAUUCUUAAGAAUGCCUUUGCCACAACAAGUAAAUACAUUAAUCAUGAAGUUGACAAGAGGAUUCAAAUGUGGAAGGAUGGUAACAAAUUUGUGGAAGAAGACAUCCUUGAUGUUUUUAUCAUGCUCAAAGAUACCAAUGGGAAUCCAUUGUUGAAUGUUAAAGAGAUUAAAGAUCAAGUCCUUGAAAUGAUGCUUGCUGCAAUAGAUAAUCCCUCAAAUGCAGUUGAAUGGACAAUGAGAGAAAUGUUGAACCAACCAAAUAUAAUGCAAAGGGCCAUAGAAGAGAUUGACACUAUCGUUGGGAGCAAUAGGUUGGUUCAAGAAACAGAGUUGCCACGGCUAAAUUAUGUGAAAGCUUGCAUUAAAGAGUCCUUUCGACUACAUCCAGUGGCCGCCUUUAACGCUCCACACGUGUCAACUAAUGAUGCUACUGUUGGUAAAUACUUCAUCCCUAAAGGGAGUUUAGUGUUAUUAAGUCGUCUUGGACUUGGUCGUAACCCUAGGGUUUGGGAGGAUCCAUUGAAGUUCAAGCCAGAGCGUCAUCUAUUAGGUGAUGGUGAAGUAGUUCUCACUGAUUCAGAGUUACGAAUGUUGUCAUUUAGUACUGGAAGACGAGGUUGUCCAGCUGUGAAACUUGGUUCUACUAUUACAACCAUGUUACUUGCUAGGCUUCUUCAAGGAUUUGCUUGGAGUUCACUACCAAAAUCUCCAUAUAGUAAUGAUGUUUUUGGAUGUUAUUCCUUGUGUAACAAGCCACUUCUUGCUCUAGCAAAACCCCGAUUAUCUAAGGACAUGUAUCCUUAAAGCUUGUCUGGAUGGUUGUUAGUUAUUGUAUUGUGUUGUAGUGUAUUAUUACUUUAUUAAAGAGUUAAUAACUCAAAUGGUCACUCAACUUUAGACUUUUAUCUUAGAAAGUCACUUAACUUUGGACUUUUAUCCUAGAAAGUCACUCAACUUUCACAUUUUUACGCAGAAAGUCACCCAAACUGGUGACUUUCUGAGUUAAAAUGUGAAAGUUGAGUGACUUUCUAAGUAAAAAUGUGAAAGUUGAGUGACUUUAUGAGUAAAGACGAAAGUUGAGUGACUUUCUGUGAUAAAAAUCCAAAGUUGAGUGACUCUCUGGAAUAAAAAAUCAAAGUUGAGUGACCAUUUAAGUUAUUAACUCCUUCAUUAAAUGCAAUGUAUGUUUGAUUUGAUUAUUACUUAAAUUCUAAUGUAUCGUAUCGUUAAAUGCAUUAUUUUGUAAUAAUAAAUAGUUUCAUUACAUAUUC
Molecule: messenger RNA, 2210 nt
Organism: Capsicum annuum
Lineage: Eukaryota; Viridiplantae; Streptophyta; Magnoliopsida; Solanales; Solanaceae
Product: phenylalanine N-monooxygenase
Exons: 2
Coding region: 16-1743 (575 amino acids)
Molecular function (GO): monooxygenase activity; iron ion binding; heme binding
Source: RefSeq, a predicted model, not a curated record